Lolium perenne is the source of this 1061-nucleotide messenger RNA. NCBI's taxonomy places the organism in Eukaryota, Viridiplantae, Streptophyta, Magnoliopsida, Poales, Poaceae. The record is from RefSeq and is a predicted model, not a curated record.
GUCCACUGCGCUGGCUCGAUUCCUAUCCCCGCCCCACACACAAUCCAGGCUUACCAGCACCGUCCUCCCCCAACAUCUUCUCCAGCCAAACCUUCAAGCCCCGAUCACUCUAUGGGAUCCCUGUCCGUUCCGAUGGAAAAUUGGCAGCAGGAUUACCCUGCCCUGAAUACUGACCCUUCCGGCGCCGACCAUCUGAAGAUGAUAGAGCACCUCCGCCAAAUAAGGGCGGGGCCGGUGGUUGAGGAACUCGACAUCACUAAGCUGCACCCAUCGGAUCUCCGCCGGUGCUUCCCCUUAUCGAUCAAGUACGUGGUAGGGACGAGGGCGAAGGAAUGGGAGACACAGCAUGGGUCGUGGAAGGAAAAAACAGGCUCGUUCUCCGCCUUGCUGGGCGGGCCCGACACUGUGUACGCGGGGGCGAAGAGGACCAUGGAGUUCUACCAAAAUGGUACUGCUACGGAUUGGGUCAUGGAUCAAUACUUCGGACUGGAGGACGUGUUGACUGGCUUUUUGAUGGAGGACCGUAGGACGCUCUGCCAUGUAUACCAGCAGAAACGCAAAGGGCCGCUCAAUUACAAAGAGUAUUCUCCUCCCAAGGAAAACCUCUGGUGUAACUUCGUGCCUGAAAACUAUGGCGUGGAUGGUCUGCUACCCACUCAGGAUGAACAUUAUUCGCCAUUCUUCCAUGAGAACUUUACAAAGAGCCAGAACCAGCAAGCGGCAAACAAUCAGGAGGCUGUGCUGCUACCGACGGCAAAGCGCAAAUCAGAUGUUUGGAAUGAUUUCACCAAGAUAUACGUGAAAGAUCCUGCUGGCAAUCUCAAACAAGAGUACGCGAUGUGCAACUCCUGCCACAUCUUGCUAAAAGCUCCUUCAAGUUACGGCACAACGCACCUACGAAGUCACAGCGGAACCUGCGGAUGCAAACGCCUGCAGGCUGCAGCAGCAAACACAGUAGCCACCACCGGACUGGUGUUCUGAAAUGCUAGACUAGCAGAAAACACAGGACCUACGCAUUUCGACGCGCGCGAGCACCACAUGAGGCCAUCUCCAACGGAAAC